Molecule: messenger RNA, 1683 nt
Organism: Amorphotheca resinae ATCC 22711
Lineage: Eukaryota; Fungi; Ascomycota; Leotiomycetes; Helotiales; Amorphothecaceae
Exons: 1
Source: RefSeq, a predicted model, not a curated record
CACGUCCGCGAGGUUAUCGAGUCGCAGUUCAGCCUGGAAAUCUUGCUGAAGCACGAUGAAUUGCGCCUGAUCAACCAGGAAUUGGCCAAGUGUCAAGCCGCCUUGGAGCAACUACGGCGCUGCCACCUGAUACCUUAUCCAGUCACCCAGGGAACCCCCGAGGCCAUGCUGAAUGUCAGCAACGGUACCGGCCCAGCCGUGAGACACGGCGACACCGUACCGCAGUGGGCUGCGCCAUAUGGGGUCACGGAUGGCCCCUAUUCAAGGCACUAUGCAAAAUGGCUCAUUCCAGAUCCAGCCUUCGACGGUCCUCAAGCCGGCUGGUAUCCCAACUAUGACGGUUCACGUGCUGGUAAGACUAUUCCUGAAGGUCGGGCUACCCGGCACAGCUUUGCUGAGGGCAGUUCGACCGCCAGCAAGGCUAGAUCUCAACGAGGCUCCGCUGGUCAAAAACUUCAGGCUCUAUCUAAUGGCUAUCCUCUGGCUAAAGAAAAGGCUGGUCCUUGCGUUCUCAAACGUGCGGAGGAUGGCCAGAUGGUGAAGCUCGUAUGCAACGACUGUCAGCGGGAGAACUUCUCCAGUACCCAAGGUUUCAUCAAUCACUGCCGUAUAGCGCACCGCAAGGAAUAUAAGAGUCACGAGGAAGCUGCAAUAGCAUGCGGACAACCCAUCGAGCUCGACGAGGGAGGCGCAGUUGUGGGCGAGGACAGGGGCGCAACAGCUGCCACUGGUCUCGUACAUCCGCUGAUCCGAACUGCUCCAACUGACAGAGAAGCCUACGUAUCCCUCCUGUCUCGUAUAGAUACAUCCCUGGCACUCUUUGAGAAAGGAGAGCUUCCAGGUGUGACUUCGAUACCUGGCCGUCCGGAUUCAACACCUAUGAGGCGCACUGGUCUGAAUUCAACACCAGGAGCAACGCCACAAACUUUCGUACCCUCACCGGAGACCCCAUAUCUCUCGAAUUUCAUGCGAAAUAGAGGAUUUGGUGGCAAUCUCCCAGAGAUCGUUGGCGAGGCUAAGAAGCAGGUCGACCUCGAAGAGUUAUCUUCGCAUGGCGAGGAAUCCGAGGAGGGCGAGAGCCUCCCUCAGCCCGGGCCAGGUCGUUUCGAUGGGACCGAUUCUCCUCUACCUCCCAUGCGUAUGCCUGCCCGUACAGCCAUGUCCCCAGCGCCCUCUGGUCGUCCUGGAAGCAGCAAGGGUGUCGAUGCCAAAAACGCUCGAAAGCAGGGGGUCUCCCCCCGCAUGUCGUUCGCAACUCCGGUUCUUGAUACCACGGCUACGGCGAACCACAACCGGCCGACGAUGAAUUUGGCUAAUGACCACCGUGAUGCCUUUCACCAUCAUGACACCGAUGGUGAUUUGGAUAUGAUGGGGCCUUCACUGGUAGACCUCAGCCCGAACACGGUCACUAGCAAUAAUGCGCCGAGUCUUGUAAGUGACGAUGGAGAGUAUGAUGACGGGGACGAUGAUGCCGAGAGUGCUUGUUCCGAGGACGAGGAUGAAGGCAGCGAUGUUGCGGAAAUUGACAUCGAGGAUGGAGAGGUGGAGAAAGUCGUCCCGCGGACCGUGGUAAGAAACCGGUCAGGCAGUGGCGGGGACGGCAUGCGGCUGAGGAAAGAAGAUAAACACGUCACGUUUGUGAGCCCCGUCAAGGAAACGAAGGAUAGGCGCAGCCGGAAGUGA